AGUACAUCGUGGUUGCUCAAUAAUUUCUACACGUGUGAUUUAAAUACCCGAACUCCGAAAUGUCGCAACAAUUGGCAGAAAGUUCCAUGGUGAAUGGUGAUGAUAUACUUGUAAAUGGAGAAAUUCGUAAGAAGAAGAAAUCCAAGAAAGAAAAGAAAAAGACAUCUGAUGAUGUAGAAACCUCUAAAGAAGCAGAAGUACUUCCCAAAGAGGAAUCCCCAUCAUCAGCAAAGAAGCCAAAGAAGAAGAGGAAGAAGGAUUCCGAUGAAGAAGGAGAGGAUGAAAAAGAAAAGAAGAAGAAAAGGAAGAAGGGUUCUGAUGAGGAAGGAGAAAAUGAAAGUAAGAAGAAGAAAGUGAAGAAGGAGAAGAGCGGAGAAAAUCAGCAGAAUGGCAUCAAGAAAGCACAGCCAUCAUCCAGUCAGUCAUCCGUAGAUGAGGAGACCCAAGAACAGUUGGGAGCCUUCUCAAACUUUGGUAUUGGAGCUCAUACCAUAGAGAAACUGAAAGCCAAAGGAAUCAACUACUUAUUUCCCAUCCAAGCAAAAACGUUCAGGCCGAUCGCUGAUGGAUUUGAUGUCAUAGCCCAAGCACGAACUGGAACGGGUAAGACAUUGUCCUUUGUCUUGCCUCUGGUGGAAAAGUGGCAGCACUUUCCUCAGAAGAGUGGCCGGCAGCCCAUCAUCCUUGCCUUGGCUCCUACCAGAGAACUUGCUAAACAGAUUUCUGAGUACUUUGAAAAGAUCGGUCCACAUCUCAGCACCACGUGCAUCUACGGGGGCACCGCCUAUUGGCCGCAGGAGUCCGCCAUCCGGCGUGGUCUGGACGUUGUCGUGGGAACGCCUGGACGUAUCUUGGAUUACAUCCGUAAGAACACCCUUGACCUGUCCAAGCUGAAGCAUGUUGUACUGGACGAAGUGGAUCGGAUGCUGGAUAUGGGGUUUGCGGAAUCGGUGGAGGAGAUUCUUGGCGCUGCCUACAAGACAGGUGAAUCAAGUGAUUCUGAGGAAACCCCUGUGAAUCCGCAGACACUCCUCUUCUCUGCUACGGUUCCUCCCUGGGUCUACCAGACAGCAUUGAAAUACAUGCGCAAGGAUGUCAAGAAGGUGGAUCUUGUGGGUAGGGAGAGGGUCAGGACAGCCACAACAGUUCAGCAUUUGGCCAUCAACUGUAGCUACUUUGACCGACCCGAGGUCAUCAGCGAUGUCAUCAAGGUCUACGGAGGCCUGGACGGCCGCUGCAUGGUCUUCUGCGAGACCAAGAAGGAUGCUAACGAGCUGGCCAUGAGCUCUGCUAUGAAGCAGGAGACGCAGGUCAUGCACGGGGAUAUCCCCCAGACACAGCGAGAGGUUACACUGAAGGGUUUCCGAGAGGGUAAAUUCCAAUGCCUGGUCACCACUGACGUAGCAGCGAGAGGAUUGGACAUCCCUGAAGUUGAUCUGGUCAUCCAGUGUAACCCACCUAGGGAUGUUGAUUCUUACAUCCAUCGAUCCGGGAGGACUGGGAGAGCUGGUCGUAAUGGAGUCUGUGUCUGUUUCUAUAAGAGAGCAGAAGAGAGAGAUCUACAGAAAGUGGAAUACAAAGCAGGCAUCAAGUUCAAACGAGUUUCUGCUCCUCAACCUAGUGACAUCAUCAAGUCCUCCGUCAAAGAUGUUACAGAUUUUCUGGAUGCUGUACCUGCUGAUAUGAUUGCAUUGUUCAAGGGUGCAGCGGAGGAUAUCAUCGCCGAGAAGGGAGCGGUGGCAGCCCUUGCCGCAGCUCUGGCUCACAUUACAGGCUCGAAAGCCAUGAAGACGAGAUCACUACUCACAGCAGAAGAGGGCAAGACCACAUUCUUCCUGGAGACUCAGUCACAGCUCCUGGACGUUGGGGAUGUCUUCCGGACCCUUGGACGCUACAUUGACCGUGACGCGAGAAGUGCCAUCAAAGGCAUCCGUCUGUGUGCUGAUCAGACCUCGGCCGUCUUUGAUGUGACUGAUGAUCAGAAGGACCAUUUACUGUCUCUAUGGAAGGACACGCCCGAAGCUCAACUCACUGUCGCAACGGAGCUCCCAGAAAUACUUGCCCCGGCUGGGUCAGGUUCCUUCGACGACCGGAGAGGCAGCGGAGGCGGUUACUACGGAGGGGGAAGAGGAGGUGGUUAUAGGAGAGGUGGAGGUGGUGGUGGCUUCAGGAGAGGAGGAGGGUGGGGUAAUAGGAGUGGAGGCGGCGGUGGUGGAAGAGGUCGAGGAGGUGGGUUUGGUGGUCGUGGAAGGGGAGGGCCGGGCGGAGGCUUCACUAGGAGGUAAUUCUGGACCAAGCUGUAUCAUUAUCGCAGACGUUUCAGAUGAACUGCUUGGCCUAUGUACCAGAAUAUUCCACUUUGCCUUUUAAGGUAACAGCCAUGAAUGGUUGGAUAUGUAUGAUCUAUAUUUUAAAGCAGUAUGUCAUCAUUGAACAAAUGUUUUUUAGACAUUCCCCAUUUUCUAUUUUGCACUGAAUAAGACAGAGACACCAAGAUCAUUGAUCAGCCUCGCGUGAGAUUUUAAGUCGGAACCAAGACUUUGCUUGAGAUCACCAUACAUUGUCUGAAUUGCACGUUGAAACAAAGUCAUGGUGAUUUCAGACAUAGAUUCUGGAAGAUGAGCAAGAGUCUGGGAGUGUUUAAAGAGCACUCGCCGAUCAUUUUGUAGGCGAUUCUCACUGACCAAUUUGUCCAGAGCCAAUCAGAAGCCAGGAUUUUGAUAGCUUAUAACAAUAGUCAGUGAAAUGAACUGCUUCCCAGAAUGCAGGAGUCUCAUACCAGAUGUGUUAGACUUGGCAUGUCUAAUAAGGGUAACAUAGACCUGCAAACGAUACAGUAGUGUCCCUUCUAUUAUAUUCAUGAGUAUUCAAAAUGAAUGAUUAAGUGGUGCAGAACUGGGCAUGCUCAAUAGAAUAUUAAACAUGCAAAAGUUCUGCCCAGGAAAAGAUAAUGCUAGUGAUAUUUGCAGCUUUUGCCAAAUCUCAGAUUCUCCGAAAAGCCAGUUACCUGUACCAAGCGACCCUGGUGAUCAUGAUGUAAUGGUGCGAACACCAAUCAGAAUUCACAGAGUAGAGUGGCUUAUGAAUUUGUUUCAGAAUGGGAAUGCUGCAGACCAGCUAGGGCAAGAUUACCCAGAUUUAUAUAACUUUAAUUAUGAUCACAAACAGAGCUGCCAAGUAGUACAGAUUUUCAGUAUUUAGUACUGGAAAAUAAGAAGAAUACUGAUGGUUUCAUGCAAAAUACUGAAUUC
Molecule: messenger RNA, 3251 nt
Organism: Lytechinus variegatus (green sea urchin)
Lineage: Eukaryota; Metazoa; Echinodermata; Echinoidea; Temnopleuroida; Toxopneustidae
Product: nucleolar RNA helicase 2-like
Exons: 14
Coding region: 60-2285 (741 amino acids)
Molecular function (GO): ATP binding; RNA binding; RNA helicase activity
Source: RefSeq, a predicted model, not a curated record